AUGAAGGUUUCAGGUGAAAAAUUAGUUCCAAAUCAAUCGGGUACAAUUACAAUUAUCCCAGAAAAAUCAGAUGAUUUAUGGGUUUUGUUCAAUCUUAUCGCCAAUGGCGACGUUGUUUCUGCUCCCACCACUAGGAAAAUCCAAUCUUGUUCAGAGUCGACAAAUAAAAAGAACAAUUCUAGGAUUCAACUUGACCUCGAAGUCAAAGUCGCAGCCGUUGAUUAUGAGAAAGAUUGUUCAAUCAUUCGUGUUCGCGGCAAGAUAGUUACCUCUGGAACUUUUCAUACUUUGGAAUUGGAAACCAAGAAGGAGUUUAAUUUGAGCAAGAAGCGAUGGGACGAAGAAACAAUUAAGGUUUUGAUGGAAGGAUCGGGUCAAAACGGUACGACGUAUGAUCUAGGAGUAAUUUUAAUAAAGGAUAAAUCAGCUGAAAUUUUGUUGAUCGAUAAAAACGCAAUAAGUGCUACUAGUCAUUGUGCAACUAUACGAUGCGAAAAGCCCUCCAAAAACAACUCGAACUCAGAGAAAUUUUUCGAUAAUUUAUUCGUUUCGUUUAGAAAAUAUAUAGAUAUGAAUGUCAUACCUUACGUGGUGAUCGCAAGCAGUAACUCUAUCAAGGAUGAUUUUCGUACUUACAUGUUGCUUGAGGUUCAAAGAUGGAAGAUAAAACCCAUCGAGAGCAACAAAUCGCGAAUUCUCAUGGUGAACAAGAGCAAUGUCAAGGAUAUUUUGAGCGAUAAAGUGGUGAUGAACGUGAUGAAGGGCAUGACGAAGAGUGAAAUUAACACGAAGGUGCUUGAAGAAUUCAUGAAUAUGGUGGUAACUAAAUCUGAUAAGGUAUGUUAUGGUUCUAAAAGUGUUGAAUAUGCGCAUGAGUUGCUGGCAAUUGAAACACUUUUAAUCACCGAUAAAAUACUGGAAAACAAGGAUAUUAAACUAAGGAAAAAGUACUCGGAACUGAAGAUAUCAGUGCAUGAAGCUGGUGGAAAAGUUGUACUAUUUGGUGAUGUUGAAGGACACAGACUUGCUCAAAUGACUGGAAUUGCUGCAAUUUUGAGGUUUCCUAUACCUAAUAUUGAUGACUUGGUUUUGUAA
Molecule: messenger RNA, 1095 nt
Organism: Solanum dulcamara
Lineage: Eukaryota; Viridiplantae; Streptophyta; Magnoliopsida; Solanales; Solanaceae
Product: protein PELOTA 1-like
Exons: 1
Coding region: 1-1095 (364 amino acids)
Biological process (GO): nuclear-transcribed mRNA catabolic process, no-go decay; nuclear-transcribed mRNA catabolic process, non-stop decay; nonfunctional rRNA decay
Cellular component (GO): cytoplasm
Source: RefSeq, a predicted model, not a curated record